AUGAAAACCGUAGCAGCAGCAGCUGCCGUGGCGCUGCUGGUGGCGCUGGCGUCGUCGCCGACGGUCGGGCAGAGGCUGCCAGGAGAGAGUUUGCCUCGCUCCUACAAGGUCACGCUGGCGCCCAACCUCAACGAGGGGGAAAAUCCGUUCAGAUUUUACGGCUCUACCUUCAUAGAGGUGGAAGUUCUGCGCGAGACGACCACACUCACGAUGCACGCUGACGUCAGCAUAGUCAUUUUGUCCGUCAUCUUGACCAAUGGCACCAUCCUCGGCGCCAGUCACGAACCGCUGCAGGACGGCAGCAACUUCCUCGUCAUCACCCUCCAAGAGCAGGUUUUUGCCGGUGACCGAUUGACUCUGGUCCUGGAAUUCGUUGGUGAUGUUCGUGAGGGGUUGGACGGCUUCUACCGCAGCUCGUAUGAGCAAGAUGGAGAGACUAGAUGGCUGGGAGUGACGCAGUUCGAGAAGACGGGGGCGCGGAUGGCCAUGCCGUGUUACGACGAGCCGGCCAUCAAGGCGACCUGGGAAUUUACCUUUCGCCCACAGCAAGGCUACAACGUACUCUUCAACACUCCACUCAUCAACGCCACUGACGACGAAGAUGGAAGACGCACCCUGACCUUCGAGCAGACGCCGGUGAUGAGCGCCUUCCUGCUAGCUUGGGUCAUAUCCGACUUCGUAGGCGUGCAGUCGCCGCUGGAAUCCAAUACGACUGUCUGGACGACAAGGGACACGGCGGCACAGGCAGAGUACCCAAGUGUGAUGGGGCCACGCACCGUCCGCUCCAUGGAGCAGCUGGUGCGUGUUCCGUACAACCACGGCAACCUCACCAAGAUGGACCACGUCGCUGUGCCGGACUUCGCCGCCGGCGCCAUGGAGAACUGGGGUCUGAUCACGUACAGACAGGAGUACCUGCUGGCCCUGGACAACUACACCUCGGAGGCGGCUAAGGAACAGGUGCUGACCGUCAUCCAGCACGAGGUGUCUCAUCAGUGGUUCGGGGACCUGGUCAGCCCCAACUGGUGGUCCGUGCUUUGGCUUAGUGAAGGUUUCGCCACGUUCUUCGAAAGCUUCGGUUCUGCAGUCGUGGAGCCCACGUGGCGAAUUGACGAAGCGUUCGUGGUUUCAACCUUGCUUGGCCGAGGAAUUGCCUACGAUGAAGAUCCUUCAGCACCACCCAUCACCAGCGAGGAUUCUGAUAUCAACAUCUAUUAUAAAGGUGGCUCCAUCAUCAGGAUGAUGCAGCAUAUUAUCGGCACUGAUGCGUUCUACGACGGCCUUCAUAAUUAUCUUUUACAGAACCAGUUCAGCAACGCCACGGAUGACAUCCUGUUCGCGGCGAUGGACGCGGUGGCGUCCUCGUCGGAUCUGCCUUCCGACGCGACUGUGUCGUCGGUGAUGCUGCCGUGGGCGCGGCAGGCCGGCUUCCCCAUCAUCACCGUCACCAGGAACUACUCGGACGGCUCCGCUGUCGUUACGCAGAACCGUUGGCUGGUGCCUGCUGAUCCCAGUGACGAGACGACGUGGACGGUGCCGGUGACGUACACGUCCAAGUCGGAGGCCGCCUUCUCCACCAGCACGAGGCUGUGGCUGACCGACACGUCAGCGCGGCUGGACAACGUCGCCGACGCCGCAACAGACGACUGGGUCAUCUUCAACCUGAACGUCGUUGGGUUUUACCGAGUGCAGUACGACACAGACAACUGGGCUCUGCUGGUGCAGCAGCUCCUGAGCGACCACGAGGUGAUCCCGCCCGUCAACCGCGCUCUGCUGCUGGACGAUGCGAGGGCGCUGGUGCAGUCCGACCUGCUGCCCCUCGACACGCUUCUCAACCUGACAUCCUACCUAGCGCAGGAGCUGGACUACAUACCUUGGCUCGAAGCCGAAAGCACGCUCAGCUAUCUGUCGUCGAUUAUAGAUGCGGACGAAUUCGACACUUUGGUGCAGGAGCUGGUCGCAAGCGUGACGAACACGUUGGGCUACGUGGCACAGCCUAGUGAUUCUCACGUCACGCGCGUCCUUCGCGGCAUCGUAUCAUUGCUUGCCUGCACUGCAAACCAGCCUGCGUGUACCGAGGCAGCCUACAGCCAGUUCCAGCGCUACAUGGCCAAUCCGAAUGACCCAGCCAACUGGGUUGACCCAGAUAUGAAAAGUGUUGUGUACUGCGAAGGUGUGCGCCAGGGUGGUGACGAGGCACUCAACUUCUUGCUGCAGCAGUACCGAAACACCAGUGUCAUCUCUGAGAUGAAUGAAAUUGUAACGGCAAUCACAUGCCAGUCUUGUCAUGCAGCUGUCAGACACGUGCUGCAGAUGACUGCAGGUGGCACAGAGGGCAGCAUCCAUCAGAGACACCUACCUAUACUACUGGAGGGAGCACUAAGAAAGCACCGUAGAGAAGCUGUUGCUGCUGCAAUUGAGUUCCUGGUUGACAACCCAAAGGUUCUGCUUUCCCGAUACAUUGACAAGAAGACAAUCAGGAAGCUGCUCACUGACGUCAUCCGUACGACUUGUGACCGACACCUACUUGAUAAAGUAAGCUUGCUGGCAACCUCAAUAGGGAACCAAGGACUGGCAUCAGCAGCAUCAUCAAGGCAUACUAGCUUAGUGCAUUGUCAUGCCUUGCAUCAUGCUGCCUCUCAUUGGUUACAGCGCUGGAUACAACAACGACAGCAUAAUGCUGUUUGAAGAAUAUGACAUACACCUUGCUAUACAAAUCUUAAAUGAUUUACAGUAUAAAAGGAGCUGAGUGCUUCAUGUCUUUAA
This is a messenger RNA of Schistocerca americana (American grasshopper), 2763 nucleotides long. RefSeq names its product aminopeptidase N-like. Gene Ontology annotation, molecular function: metalloaminopeptidase activity; peptide binding; zinc ion binding. The record is from RefSeq and is a predicted model, not a curated record. NCBI's taxonomy places the organism in Eukaryota, Metazoa, Arthropoda, Insecta, Orthoptera, Acrididae. Gene Ontology annotation, biological process: peptide catabolic process; proteolysis. Gene Ontology annotation, cellular component: cytoplasm. The transcript is spliced from 16 exons. Bases 1 to 2685 code for a protein of 894 amino acids.